Fomitopsis serialis is the source of this 642-nucleotide messenger RNA. RefSeq lists its product as uncharacterized. The transcript has a single exon. Bases 164 to 532 code for a protein of 122 amino acids. Lineage: Eukaryota; Fungi; Basidiomycota; Agaricomycetes; Polyporales; Fomitopsidaceae. The record is from RefSeq and is a predicted model, not a curated record.
GCACCCGCCCGCCUGCUCUUGCCUGCCCACCUUCGCUCAAUCGCUAGCUCACUCACUCGUUUGCCCUCUACCCGCCCUCGCCCUCCUUGCUAUGUCGCCCGCGCUGCAACUCACCCUUGCUUUCUCGUUGGCUUAGCUCGCUCGCCUGCCUGCUCGCUCGCCCAUGCACUCAAUGGCCCAUUGCCGUCGCCUUCUCGCCCGCUCUCCCUCACGCUCUCGUCAUCGCCCUCUUACCCGCCUGCGGCCUGCCCGCUUUUCUGUCUGCCUACCCACCCGUUUGCCUGUCCACAUACCUGCACUCACUCUCACCCACAACCCUUUUAGCAUGCACCGCCUCUCGCCCGCGCUCCCGUGCACCCGUUCGGCCAGCCAGCCGCCCACGCACGCAACUGUCCACGCAAUUGCCCAUGGACCUACCUACUUGCCCGCGGAUCGGCUCUCUGUAUGGUCAUUGGUGCCCAUGCCCAGCUCGUGUACGCCAGUGAAUACAGUAGUAUAUUGUAAUUCCAUACGACAGACCUGUACACUGUAGAAUGAAUUGGCAUAUUUCCGGAAUAUAUUUGUGUCCCAUGGAACGAUUUGAAUGGAUAGAUCGAUGUUCUUGAAGGCCACUUGAUCCACGAUUACAAGUCUUAAUGUCAG